Messenger RNA from Dunckerocampus dactyliophorus (ringed pipefish), 3720 nucleotides. It is a transcript of the gene vps36, whose product is annotated as vacuolar protein sorting 36 homolog. Gene Ontology annotation, molecular function: ubiquitin binding; phosphatidylinositol-3-phosphate binding. Lineage: Eukaryota; Metazoa; Chordata; Actinopteri; Syngnathiformes; Syngnathidae. The record is from RefSeq and is a predicted model, not a curated record. Gene Ontology annotation, biological process: protein transport to vacuole involved in ubiquitin-dependent protein catabolic process via the multivesicular body sorting pathway. The transcript is spliced from 14 exons. The coding region runs from base 1987 to 3135 and encodes 382 amino acids. Gene Ontology annotation, cellular component: late endosome membrane; ESCRT II complex.
GAGCGGUUUGCUCCUAAACGCUACUACAACAUUGGUUCUGUUGCUGCUGUGUUGUGCAAUAUACUUGUUAAUAAGUGACCAUGUGGUCCAUGAGAGCUAUGGUUUACCUUCUACUUCAUAAUGCAUGCAUGAAGGCGUUGCAAAUGAUGAGUUGUCAGAUUUCUGAAAUAACAGCCUCUCUUCAGUUGUACAAUUAAUGCCUAGUCUUUGGUUUAGGUAAAUUAACUCCCUGGCUAUAAUUACAGCAUUUACGGGGAUAAACAAGGAUCAUCCUUAAAAAAUAAACACACAGACACACAACAUAAAUGUGCAUUAUUUAGCAGGUUCCUCUUCCAUGUUUGUGUUGUCAUAUUAGUUAGCCGAAAAGACCUGCUCCAGGAUCCUGCGAGCCCGUUUCUUCUCCGACAAGUGGAUGCGAAACAAAUCUUCUACAGGGCGGUAAUUCUGGGCAUCUGAAAUGUUCCUGUAAGGGCAUGAAGAAAAACGGCUUACAGAGAAACCAAACAAAACGGAGCAAUUUCACGGCCGAAUGAACCAACAAGGAUGAUGUUACAAUACGCCCAGCGUAUUGAGUUUUUAAAGUGCACUCACAAAGCAAUCAGCUCCAAGACAAUCAGCCUGUCCUUUGAAAAGGUGAAACAGUUCAGAAUGUUUGCGACUUUCGUUGUCGGGAUUGCAACCAUUUUCUAAAAGCAGAAGAUGAAAAGUCUUUUAAACACGAUAGCAAGACAAUACUUCAUGCAAUAAAUAUGCGCGUUACUUACAUGCUGCAGAGCUUUUACGGCUUUAAUCUGAGGUUCUGCCCAUGAAAAGUAUUUCAGUAUCUCCAUCACCUGCAGAUGUUCAAGAGGACAAUUUAUGCUGCUUAGCAGUACAGUCAGUGAUGGGAGGUGGCUUCCAUAACAUACAGUUAUCAAACAGCUUACUAAUAAAAUCCUAAACUCUACAUGGUGUUUCUAAUUACCUGUUCACUGGAGAAGUAUCCAUGAACCUGCUCGAUGGCUUUUAUGCGUUGAUCAGUCAGGACACACUGAAACAAGAUGAGAAAUCAAAAAACCCAAAAUUAAGAGAGUACUUCUCAAAAUGAAGUGUAAGCAAGCCUUACCUUCCUUAUUUCAUCCAAGACGAUGUCAAAUGAUUUCUUAUCCAUGAUGAUAACUCUAACAAAUCUUAUCUUUGUCUUUCAAUGUACCACACGAGUGGUAGUUCCACUAUCCACGCCACAGUACAGCACAGCACAGCUUCUACUGUGAUUUCCAAUAACUUGCCUUAAGAUGACUUAGCGUAUGUAAGGCCACAUAAUUCUGGCCUGAAUACACUAUUAAUAGAAAGCAUAUUCUAAAGCAGUCGAUAGUGGCUCUUUACAAUGGCUUGACGCGACAAAUCUCUCUUCCAUUUGAACAAUGACUUCCAAAAAGAAGCCACAAUGCGACUGCAGAGUGCACAGCCUGCCUGUAUCACAUAGCUAACAACAAGCUAGUUAAAUUUAGCAGCCUCAAUAACGACCACAUUUGAACUAUAAGGCGCUAGAAUGUCCGAGAGAUUGUUUUGUCUAUCAGUUCCACCACUGUCCUUUUAAGACCGACACCAGGGGCUGUUAAAAUAACUUGACGAUGAUGAAAUUAACACCAAAAACGCGACGGCAAUGAUAGCACCGAUGCUAGCUGCACUGACAGCUGGCGCUAGUAACGUCAACACAGUAGAGGACCCCUCAAGAGUAUCUCUGAAGAACGCCAUAUAUCUUAUUGUAAUAAAAUGUAAAGAAAAUUCUUAAAAUGUAACUAUUUAUCAACAAUAUUUCUAUGUCUAAAUUAGUUUUGUGUAUGUACGCGAAGCCUAUAUUCUGAGCUCAUUUUACUUUAAAACAGAUUUUGUUUUCGACAGGCAACGCCUUGGCCAUUUUAAAGCGGCAUACAGGAAGUAAACAUAGUCUGAGACGCGCCAGUGUUUCUUCGUAGAGAACAAUCUGCUUCUAAUAUCACAAAAAUGGAUCGCUUUUCAUGGUCAAAUGGUCUUUUAGAAAUCAACGAGACGUUGGUAAUACAACAACGAGGCGUCAGAUUGUAUGACGGCGACGAAAAGGCUAAACUGGAUGUUGGAAUUGUCUUAUUGAGUACACAUCACUUGAUUUGGAGGGACGCAAAAAAUCACGAAUGCUGUAUUUCCAUGCCACUGUCGCAGAUCAUCUUUUUUGAGGAACAGGCUGCAGGAAUAGGGAAGAGUGCAAAAAUUGUUAUUCAUCUGCACCCUGCACCGCCCCACAAGGAGCAAGGCCCUUACCAACACAGCAAGUUUUCCUACAUCAAGCUCUCCUUUAAAGAACAUGGACAGAUUGAGUUUUUCAGGAGGCUAACAGAGGAAAUGACUCAGAAAAGGUGGGAGAACACGCCCGUUUCACAACACAUCUCAUCAGCAAUUUCGUCACAGUCAGGAAGGACGCGCGCGGUGGGGAUUGUUGGCAUCGAGCGUAAGAUAGAGGAGAGGAGGAAAGAAACGGACAAAAACAUCUCCGAGGCCUUUGAGGAUCUCAGUAAGCUUAUGGUAAAGGCCAAGGAGAUGGUGGAGCUGUCCAAAUCUAUAGCAAACAAAAUUAAAGACAAACAAGGGGACAUAACAGAGGAUGAGACAAUCCGCUUCAAGUCCUACCUGCUGAGCAUGGGUAUUGCUAACCCUGUCACCAGGGAGACACACGGCUCUGGCACGCAUUACCACAUGCAGCUGGCUAAACAACUAGGAGACAUGCUCCAGGCCCCUCUGGAGGAGCGUGGAGGCAUGAUGGCGCUCACCGAGGUGUACUGUCUGGUCAACAGAGCUCGAGGCAUGGAGCUUUUAUCCCCGGAAGAUUUGUUGAAUGCAUGCAAGAUGUUUGAAUCCUUGAAUCUCCCAUUGAGGCUGUGUGUGUUUGACAGUGGCGUGAUGGUGGUGCAGCUGCAGUCUCACAGCGAAGAGGAAAUGAUCGCCUCAGCACUGGACAAUGUGUCAGAGAAAGGUUCUUUAACAGCAGAGGAGUUUGCAAAACUGCUGGGUCUAUCAGUUCUUCUGUCUAAAGAGCGGUUGCUACUGGCCGAGAAAAUGGGCCACCUGUGUCGAGAUGACUCGGUGGAGGGUUUGAGGUUCUACCCAAACCUCUUUUGAGCUGUUUGCAUCCAUCAUGGAUUAUUAGAUAGAAAUGUAUCAGAACUUUAAUGCAGACUGACUGUAUUGUGUACAAAACCGGUACCUUUUCCUCCUGCUGGAGUUUACAUCAAUAAGAAUAAACAUGUGAUAGAGAAAUGCUCACAGUGCAUCAGAAAUCCAAAAUGAUGUUGUAAAUAAAUGCCACUUUUGUCCGUUGUGUAUUUACUGCUCCAGGCUGCAUCUCAAGAGAAACGGUCCUGUUGUGGAGGUGAAAUAAACGUCUGGGGACCACACUUUGAUUAGAUCGAGUGAUUAGAUUAGCCUGCCAUGUGGUUAAUGAACUCAAUUCAGAGCUGAAAUUAAAUAGAGCAGGUCAUCCUAAUUAGGCUUAAACAUACACAAUAACAGUAGGUAUACAAAUAUUAAGCAUAAUGGGUGCUGUUGUUGCACCAUAUUGAUAGAAGGGCAUUGUUUAGUACUGUAGUGCAUAACCAGCAUGGCUCAGCAAAGUCAUGCAAUACAGUCAUGCAGAUUUGUUGGCUCUACAGUUAAAAGUGCAUUGCGUAAGCACAUGUCUUUUGUUCUUCUUUACUUUUUCGGUAU